Messenger RNA from Paramuricea clavata, 795 nucleotides. NCBI's taxonomy places the organism in Eukaryota, Metazoa, Cnidaria, Anthozoa, Malacalcyonacea, Plexauridae. The record is from the annotation of a GenBank genome assembly.
AUGGCAGCGCGCUGUGGCAGGAAAUGGAAAUCGCUUGUUCAACGGAGUUCAAGUUCGAUGCAAGCACUUCUAGAUCAAACGGCGAAAAACAGGCAACUCCCUCGUGGAAUUUCACUACAAGUUUUGGACGAACGACAUAAUCUGAACCAAAUUCGUGACUUUCUCGCGCGCGCCUUCAUCGCGAAUAACGAACCGAUUGUGCAUGUCCUUGGCGAGCUUUACUACCCUGCCGUAUCUUUGAAUCUCAGAAUUCCCCUCAUCGAGGAAAGAUUUAAAAGCUUAUUCUCCGAGAAAUCCAUGCUAAACAAAGUGGAACAGGGCUUGAGUUUCGUCGCGGUAAAGGACAACAAUCCCAGCAAACUGGUCAGCGUCAUGUUCGCAGAGAAGUACACUGGACGUAUUUAUAAGGGAGAGUCCACACUUGAUGAUCCGCUAUGUAGGACCGGGCUCAACCUAAUGCGGACAGUCCAUGAGAAAGCCGAACCGAUUCUAGAAGAGUAUUCCGCAACUCGUCGCAUUGUCUUCGUAUCGCAUGCGGCAACACAUCCAAAAUAUCGCAGUCUGGGGAUUAUCGAGCAUACCUGUGAUACACUCCGUGCUCGGCACGUCGACGAACGCGCGGCGUUGUGCUGCCUGAUGACGUCGCACAGGCUCGCACAGUUUCUCAUUCAACGUUACGGAAUGGAGGUCAUUGCUGAGGUUUUCUACAAAGAUUACCAGGACAACGGUCAUAAGGUGUUCGAGAAACUUUCUGAAGAAGAGAUAUCAGCGAAGGCUUUGAUCUUGUGCCUUUGA